Molecule: messenger RNA, 2805 nt
Organism: Astyanax mexicanus (Mexican tetra)
Lineage: Eukaryota; Metazoa; Chordata; Actinopteri; Characiformes; Acestrorhamphidae
Gene: ccm2
Product: CCM2 scaffold protein
Exons: 10
Coding region: 470-1840 (456 amino acids)
Biological process (GO): vasculogenesis; heart development
Source: RefSeq, a predicted model, not a curated record
UUAAAUCACAGUUGUGUGAUAAAUGGUAAUAACAGUUGGUAGUUUAGAGGUUUGUGUGUUGUGUUUUCAGUAACUUGGUUAAAGGGGAUCAGUGGAGCUGUGCUCAGCUCUGUACAGCCAUCAAACUCCGGUCUCUCCCUGCAAAGCACACUGGGUAGGCGCUCUACGCCCAAAAUGGCGGCAGGAUUGAAAAGUUUGGUGGUGUUUUUGUUGUAGUUUUCAGUCCCUCUGUGCUUCAUCCGCUGUCUUUCCGACCCCGGGAGCGGUGGUGGUCGGUACCGGGCGGGCUGCUGUUUCCGUGGCUGUGCUGGAGAGGGGAUGUGAGCGGCGGGUGGUCGCCCCGAGCCCGCUCUCCGCCGGGGGGACUCUCCGCGGUACACCGCCGCUGCUCGCGGACUGCGGCCGCCGGGCGCUGAACCCGUGACCCUCCUCUGCGCGAUUAGAGAGAAGAUGAAGAGCUGCUGUAGAAAUGGAGGAUGAAGUGAAGAAAGUUAAAAAGCCAGGUAUAGUGUCUCCGUUUAAGCGAGUGUUUCUGAAGGGGGAGAAGGGGAGAGAUAAAAAGGCUCAAGAGAAGUCCACCGAGCGCAGAGCCCUCCACACCUUCUCGCUUUCUGUCCCAGACCACCGCAUUGACCCAGACAUCCUUCUCAACGACUACAUUGAGAAAGAGGUCAAGUAUCUGGGUCAGCUCACCUCAGUCCCAGGAUACCUCAACCCCUCCAGCCGCACUGAAGUUCUGCAGCUCAUUGACAAUGCCAGGAAGUCUCACCAGCUAGCAGGUCAACUGACGUCAGAACAGGAUGCUGUGGUUAGCUUAUCAGCAUAUAACGUGAAGCUAGUGUGGCGUGAUGGUGAAGAUAUCAUCCUGAGGGUGCCCAUUCAUGAUAUUGCUGCCGUUUCAUACAUCCGAGACGACUCGCUGCACCUAGUGGUGUUAAAAACAGCUCAGGAACCAGGUGGCUCUCCUUGUCCAAGUACAUGUCCAGAACUGUCCAAGUCACUCACUUUAAGCUCACUGUCUGAGAGCGGAGCUGUAGAGGUCUGCUGUCUUCUCGUGCUGGCCGUUGAGAACAAGGCAGCGGCGGAGGAGCUCUGCUUGCUCCUAAGUCAGGUCUUCCAGAUUGUCUACACAGAAUCUACCAUCGACUUCCUGGACAGGGCCAUCUUCGAUGGAGCCACAACGCCUACAAGGCACUUCUCUGUGUACAGUGAUGAUUCUUCAAGCAAAGUAGAUGAUAAAGAGCAGUUUGAAGGAGAAGCCGGAACUUUCCUGUUUCAGAGUUCGCUAGAAGCUGCAGGACACUCCCCCUGUCCCUCCCCGUCAUCCACACCGGCUUCACCACAGGACAAAACCGUCAGUGAGAGUGAGCUAAGCACAACAGCAACAGAAUUACUGCAGGACUACAUGACCACGCUGAGGACCAAGUUGUCUUCUCAGGAGAUUCAGCAGUUCGCCACACACUUGCAUGAGUACAGAAAUGGUGCCUCCAUUCACGAGUUCUGUAUCAACUUGAGGCAGCUUUAUGGGGACAGCAGGAAGUUUCUUCUACUUGGCCUCAGGCCCUUCAUUCCAGAGAAGGACAGCCAGCACUUCGAGAACUUCCUCGAAACCAUUGGCGUGAAGGAUGGCCGUGGCAUCAUCACCGACAGCUUUGGGCGCUACAGACGCACUGCCAGCUCCGCCUCAGACUCCACCACUAACGGCAAUGGGGCAGCAGGUGGCUCAGAUGAAGGAACAUCACCCUCAGAGGGUGACGAGUGGGACCGCAUGAUCUCUGACAUCAGCAAUGACAUUGAGGCACUAGGGUGCAGUAUGGACCAGGACGGGGUGUCACCCUGACAAACUUUAAGGGCUGGAGAAGUCACCACUUUAUCUAUAUAUACUGUAUACUGACUGUCACAUGGUCUACUGGUCCAUGUCACUAUCAGUCAAAUAAUGCUGGAAUGUGGAUACUUUGCCACCUAGGCUCGAUCCAGACUGUCACGUAGUGGUGUGGGUGUGACCACAUUGCUGUCAUUCAGAUUGGAUGAUGGUUCUCCUCGAGACACUUGAAAUGCAAGGCGACUCUCUGUAACUGUGCACGGCGCAGUUAACUUUUUCUGUGUUUAUUGGCAGUAUCUGCUAUCAGUUAUCGGACGUUGCUUUUUUUUAUCUACUGAUCUAAAACCAGCCUUUUCAUUUCUCUUUUUUUGUGUCUGUGUGUGUGUACUCUUCCUGAAUUAGCUGUGUGCAGAGCAUUAUUCUGUGAACAUACUUUUGUAACUUUAUUAAGGGCUUGAUAUUUAGCUUAUAAGUUGAGGCUAGAGAUGCACCGAAAUUACCAUUUUUGUUAAAAGCUGAGCUCAAUGUAGUUUGGCCAAAUACCAAACAUUUUUCACCAUCGAAUAAAUUAAAUUGCCUACAUGCAUUUUUAUCUUGCUUUUCAAAGAAAAGGCAGUUACAAAACUACCAUUAGAAUAUUAAUAUGCUUAAGCUUUUUAAUAUCCCAGCAGACAUACCAAUAAACACAAUCAGUAUAUUUACCUCAGCACUGCAAUUUUUAAUCAUGAAUGUACUUCAGCAGUGCCGUUCUAAUCAUACAUUUACCUCGGUAGUGCAUCUGAGUAAAUUGACAUAGAGAAAUACAGCCAGUCUUUUGGUAAACAAACAAAUGCCAAGUCUUAGUUAAUUCAGCUUUUAUCACUUUCACAGCUUGUAUCUUUAUCUUUCAUCUGAAAACAGACAGUUUUUUAAAGAGAGAGUAAACUGAUGUUAAGUGUGAUAUGUGAUACCGAAUGCUUUAUUACAUUUUUCUUUUUCGUGUG